AUGGAACAAGUAGAAGAGUCAUCUAAGAGAAUUCUGUUGGAGCCAUACAACUACCUACUUCAGUUACCAGGUAACAUUUCACUUUUAAGUUCUUUGUUGUUGUUGUUUAGUCAUUUAGUCGUGUCCGACUCUUCGUGACCCCAUGGACUAGAGCACUCCAGGGACUCCUGUCUUCCACUACCUCCUACAGUUUGGUCAGACUCAUGUUGGUAGCUUCUAACACUGUCCAACCAUCUUGCCCUCGGUCGUCCCCUUCUCCUUGUGCCCUCAAUCUUUCCCAACAACAGGGUCUUUUCCAGGGAGUCUUUUCUUCUCGUGAGGUGGCCAAAGUAUUGGAGCCUCAGCUUCACAAUCUGUCCUUCCAGUGAGCACUCAGGGCUAAUUUCCUUAAGAAUGGAUGCAUUUGAUCUUCUUGCAGUCCAUGGGACUCUCAAGAGUCUCCUCCAGCACCGUAAUUCAAAAGCAUCAAUUAUUCGGCGAUCAGCCUUCUUUAUGGUCCAGCUCUCACUUCCAUAUAUCACUACUGGCAAAACCAUAGCUUUAACUAUAUGGACCUUUGUUGGCAAGGUGAUGUCUCUGCUUUUUAAGAUGCUGUCUAGGUUUCCCAUCGCCUUUCUCCCAAGGAGCAGGCAUCUUUUAAUUUCGUGACUGCUGUCACCAUCUGCAGUGAUCAUGGAGCCCAAGAAAGUAAAAUCUCUCACUGCCUCCAUUUCUUCCCCUUCUAUUUGCCAGGAGGUGAUGGGCCCAGUGGCCAUGAUCUUCGUUUUUUUUUAUGUUGAGCUAAGACUAUAUUUUGUGCUCUUCUCUUUCACCCUCAUUAAAAGGUUCUUUAAUUCCUCCUCACUUUCUGCCAUCAAGGUUGUGUCAUCUGCAUAUCUGAGGUUGUUGAUAUCUCUUCCAGCGAUCAUAAUUCCGGCUUGGGAUUCAUCCAGCCCAGCCUUUCGCAUGAUGAAUUCUGCAGAUAAGUUAAAUAAGCAGGGAGACAAUAUACAACCUUGCCGUACUCUUUUCCCAAUUUUGAACCAAUCAGUUGUUCCAUAUCCAGUUCUAACUGUAGCUUCUUGUCCCACAUAGAGAUUUCUCAGGAGACAGAUGAGGUGAUCAGGCACUCCCAUUUCUUUAAGAACUUGCCAUAGUUUGCUGUGGUCGACACAGUCAAAGGCUUUUGCAUAGUCAAUGAAGCAGAAGUAGAUGUCUUUCUGGAACUCUCUAGCUUUCUCCAUAAUCCAGCGCAUGUUUGCAAUUUGGUCUCUGGUUCCUCUGCCUCUUCUAAAUCCUGCUUGCACUUCUGGGAGUUCUUGGUCCACAUACUGCUUGAGCCUUCCUUGUAGAAUUUUAAGCAUAACCUUGCUAGCGUGUGAAAUGAGUGCAAUUGUGCAGUAGUUGGAGCAUUCUUUGGCACUGCCCUCCUUUGGGAUUGGGAUGUAGACUGAUCUUCUCCAAUCCUCUGGCCACUGCUGAGUUUUCCAAACUUGCUGGCAUAUUGAGUGUAGCACCUUCACAGCAUCAUCUUUUAAAAUUUUAAAUAGUUCAGCUGGAAUACCAUCACUUCCACUGGCCUUGUUAUUUGCAGUGCUUUCUAAGGCCCAUUUGACUUCACUCUCCAGGAUAUCUGGCUCAAGGUCAGCAACCCCACUACCUGGGGUGUACGAGACAUCCAUAUCUUUCUGGUAUAAUUCCUCUGGGUAUUCUUACCACCUCUUCUUGAUGUCUUCUGCUUCUGUUAGGUCCUUACCACUUUUGUCCUUUAUUAUGGUAAUCUUUGUACAAAAUGUUCCUUUCAUAUCUCCAAUUUUCUUGAACAAAUCUCUGGUUUUCCCCAUUCUGUUGUUUUCCUCUAUUUCUUUGCAUUGCUCGUUUAAGAAGGCCCUCUUGUCUCUCCUGGCUAUUUUUUGGAAAUCUGCAUUCAAUUUCCUGUAUCUUUCACUAUCUCCCUCGCAUUUUGCUUGCCUUCUCUCCCCCGCUAUUUGUAAGGCCUCAUUGGACAGCCACUUUGCUUUCUUGCAUUUCCUUUUCAUUGGGAUGGUUUUCGUUGCUGCCUCCUGUAUAAUGUUACGAGCCUCCAUCCAUAGUUCUUCAGGCACUCUGUCCACCAAAUCUAAAUCCUUAAACCUGUUCCUCACUUCCACUGUGUAUUCAUAUGGGAUUUGAUUUAGAUUGUGUCUUACUGGCCCAGUGGUUUUUCCUACUUUCUUAGGUUUAAGCUUGAAUUUUGCUGUAAGAAACUGAUGAUCUGUGCCACAGUCAGCUCCAGGUCUUGUUUUUGCUGACCAUAUAGAACUUCUCCAUCUUUGGCUUCACCAUGACAAGGCAGUGAUCCAUGGAGGAGCUUUAAGUUCUAGUAAUGUCUAAAACUAGUAUCUAAACUGAUGCCCGUAGCAAUCACUUUGUUUUGUCUACUGCAUGUUUUCAGCUUAAAGCCUAGGGUUGGUGUCACAUAUCUUUCAAACCACCCUUUAAUUUCUGACCAGUGCUAUCCAACCAUCACAUAUCCUGUGCUUUCUCUUUUUAAAUUAUACUCAUUUCUUAACAUUAGUGUUAUCCAAACUUCUCCAUCUAAAUUUCUGACCAGCUCUACAUGUGAUUAGCUUAAGCAAUACUGUAACCUCUUGAAAUUUCCAGACUGCUUACUCCCUGUGUCUGAUCAUAUGUUUUCUCAGUGUUCUGGUUGAAGAAGUGUUAUAAAUGACUGGGCUUCUGCUCCUAGGUAAAUGCUUUUAUAAUACCUGAUUCUGAUCUGUUUGUAUCUUACUACCCACCUUCCUUUCAUCUCUGUACUUGCUGUCCACUAUAGCUAGCGUAUUUUAAAGAUCUUGGAUUUUUAAUAUAGAUUUGCACAUGUUUGAAGAUUACCUAUCCAGAUCCUAAGGUCAUCUUCAGAGGCCUUUCUCCAGGUUCCCCCAGCAAAUGAGAUAUGAUGGGUGGGUGGCUAUAUUUUAUAUUUAUUCAGGUAAUUUUUUAUUGUUAACCACCUAAAGAGUAUGUGUUUGGACUGUGUACAAAUGUUGUGUAAAUAUGUUUAACUAUCUCACUGUACCAUUUUCUGAUGCACAUCAGGGCAAUUAAAACUGUGUAGUACAUAGAUAAAGGUACAUCGUACAUUUAGUACAUAGAUAACACCCAUUAACACCUCACUGAUUCUCGCUUGCUUCAAUAACAUUUAAUGUUACAUCCAAACCAACAACUUCACUUUAAUGACAAACUGCAGUUACGGUAAUUUAAAGCAGAAACUAUGUGACUAUACUAGAGGAGGAAAAGGGAGAAUAAAAGCCUGAGGUUCAAGUUUACUCAUUCAUGUACCACUAAAUAUGGACUAGGGUUGUGUCAAAACCAGAUCACUAUGUCUUAAUAGACUUGGUGUUGAAACAUGUUUUCACUGCCAGUACUCAGCUUAAGCUUCAUGCAAGAAUACUUUGUUCAUUUCCAAAAGAUAAGUAGAGAUCCUGUGGAAUCAUCACAUGGUGUGAUGCAUUUUUCUGUUUCAUAACCAAAGCGUUAAAUUACAGGGAAUGUUUACUCAUGCCAUUCCACCUACACUGGUGCCAUUCCACCUACACUUUUUUUUUACAACGGGGUGUCUUGGGUGUGCAUGCUCAGUUUCCUACUUAAUAUCACCUCAGUUGAGGGUGGUUAUUGAUCUACAAGCUAUAUUCAGGUUUCUGAGUUCUGCUGGCUCGUUUCUGUUUUUAAGAUUGUUUGAAUUAUGAGAAAUAAGUUGUUGACGAAAUAAUUCUCAAGUAUAUGUGGUAGUAUAUGUGGGAAAACAUUUGGCUGCUAGUGUGCCACAAGCUUCAAAAUACCUCCCUCCCUCUCAAGUGCUUGUGUAAGCUUGGAAGCCUAAAUAAAUCUUAACAUAAGCUUUCAUAAUGCUAAUGCUAACAUAACAGCAGGAUGAAUACUAAAUUGCUCUCAUUCUCUUUUUACGCAAGAAGUAGUAACUCCUAAGCAAUGCAUUCCUGUAUGUUACUCAUAGUUCCAAGAUGCUUUGGUGAAAUCGCUGGCUGUUAGAUUAAGGUUGCCAUCUUCAUGUAACUCUAGAGAGGAAUUCAGUUGUCUUUUAUAAAAAACGCAAUAACACAGUAUUAUCUAUGCCUGAAUAUAUCUAGUAAACUGAUAUGAAAUUGUAGUUGCCUACUUGAAACAAAAGUAAUCAUUUAUUAUGAUUCUUGCACCCUCUUUAUUGGACAUCGGCUUUUUCUUUGGACCAUUUUUCAAUUUUAAAGUCAUAUCAGAUAUGCACCUCCAACUCACUAUACAUUUGAGGUGGUAAAACGUAAUGUCUAUGUUAAUUUAAAUUCUUUCAAAUAAAGAUUUAAUUCAAAGCAAGAACAGGUCAUACAGUAUGCGAUAGGUGUAAUCUAUCCAACUUUAAAAUUAUUAAGUCACAUUGCCUUCUGUGGGGGAGAUCAAAUAUGUGCUGAAAUUGCCUGUUUAAAAUAUGGGAUUAUAGGUGCUUAACCUUGUGUGGAAUAGUAUUAUAGUUUGACCAUUUAGAUGUACUGGCACAUUAUGGUUUGCCACAUACCAGAGAGGGAGAGAAUCACACUUACAAGGGAAGAAGAAAGCUGCAGGCUUUGUGCUCAUUCCAGGGUCCUUUGCAUUGUGCCAAACUAUGUUUUGGUAUUAUGUCUGAACCCAACUGUAAAGAAUAUUUAUGACUUGAUAAAAAAAUCAUAAAUAUUUAUUUCCCUUCUUGAAGAUAAGCAUAUUUUUUGCUUAUAAUUACCAGUGCUUAUUUCUGAAAUGUUCUAGAGGCUUUGGCUGAAACCCUGUUGAGUCCAUCCUCAAAUAACAGACGUCAUCUUGAAAAAUGAAACUUCACCUUCCUCUUGCAUGAGCCCACAAAUCCGGCCCAGGAGGUCCACUAACCCUAUAGAGCAGAUUGGGGAGCAGCAGGGGAGGAGAGGAAGAGCAAGUCCUAAAUGAAUUCAAAUCUCAAGGGCCUGAAUCCAAGAGUACUAAAGGAACUUGUGGAUGUAGUUUCAGAACCUUUGUCUAUUAUCUUUGAGAAUUCCUGGAGAACAGGUGAGGAGGCAGUCAAAUGUUGUCCCCAUCUUCAAAGGGGGGGGGGGAGACCCAGGUAACUACCGACUGAUCAAUACCAGGGAGGGUCCUAGAACAGAUAAUUCAACAGUCUGUCUGUGAGCAUUUAGAAAAGGAUGCUGUGAUUACUAAGACCCAGCAGGAAUUUCUCAAAAAUAUGUUAUGCCAGACCAAUCUGAUUUCUUUCUUUUAUUUUUGAUGGAAUUACAAACUUGGUGGAUCAGGGAAAUGCUGUGGACAUAGUGUAUCUUUAUUUCAGUAAGGCUUUUGACAAAGUCCCCCAUGAUAUUCCCACCAGGAAGCUGGUAAAAUAUGGAUUGAAUGAGGUAACUAAUAGGUGGAUUUGUAGCUGGUUGACUAACGGAGCCCAAAGAGUACUCAUUAAUGGUUCCUCGUCAUCCUGGAAAAAAGUGAUUAGUGGCAUGCCGUAGGGUCCUGGGCCCGUUGUUGUUCAACCUCUUUAUAAAUGACUUGGAUGAAGGAAUUGUGAGGAUACUCAUCAAAUUUGCAGAUGACACCAAAUUGGGAGGGGUAGCUAAUGCCACAGAAGACAGAAUUAGAUCAAGGGUUGAAGGAGGCUCCUCCCUCCCCGGCUGCUAUAAAGCAGAGGUUGCAGGGCUGGGUAUGUUUAGCCUGGAAAAGAAGAGACUGAGAAGAGAUAUGAUGGCCAUCUUCAACUAUCUUAAGGGCUGCCACAUAGAAGAGGGAGGCAUCUUCAAAUAUCUUAAGGGCUUCCACAUGGAAGAGGGAGCAUGCUUGUUUUCUCCUGCUGUGGAGGGUAGGACUCAAGGCAAUGGCUUCAGGUACUAUGAUUAGUACUAUGUGUUUUAGGAAAUGUUGUUUUGGGUUAGGAGAACUUCUAGUAUGUGCUUUUAGCCAUGAUUUGUGUAUCAUAGAAUUGUAGAGUUGGCAGGGACCCUGAGGGUCAUCUAAUCCAACCCCCUGCAAUGUAGGUACCUCAACUAAAGUAUCCAGGACAGAUGGCCAUGCAACAUAUUUGUAGUUUGUAUUAAAAAGGCAUUUUUUGGCUAAUGUUAGUGAAUUCUAUCUGGUUCAUUAUUCUGCUGUUGCUAGGCAAUGGUUUCUGGUCAGUCAGCCUUCAGAUGUAUAGAAGGUUGUUGUUGUUGCUAGACAAAAUUCUCCCAUACCAAGCCCUUGAAGAGUUUACAAUUGAAAAAGGCCAAAAGGGUAGAGGUUACGUGUGACAGGUAGGAGAAAUUGCAGGAGAGGAGUUUAAAAGUUUGGGAGGUGAGGGGUGAAUGCACAGCACUGAUGGGCAGCUUUUUAAGGCAGAGAAAAGGGGAAGGGGAUAUGUGUGUGCUGAAUCUUUUAUAUUUCCAUUCCAUUCUUUAAAGGCUAAGCUUGCCAGUUAACCUGAAGCCCUGUUUGGCAUGCUCCUAUAACUUUAACAACUAUACAACUGGCAGAAAUCAGCCAGGGUGAUUGUAGGGCAUGGGAACAAACAUGACCUCCAUAAUGAGCCAGUUGUUGGAGGUAGAGAGUCGGUCCGGAUUUUCACUGUUUGAAAAAUGGCAACCCUAAAUAAGUUGCAUGUGAAUUAUUUCCCUUCUAAAUGGUAUAAUUUAUUAUUUCUUCCUUUCUCAUUUUUGAUUUCAAGUUGAAGCGUUUUAAGCAUAGACGCAAGGCAUAAUCAAAUUCAAUUGACAAAAACCUUUUGAUUUAGAUUAUGUGUCACCUUUCCACAGUGAGCUGUGCACUUCUGAUGUUGGAUUUCCAUGUUAACUCAUGUUCCAAAAUUCUGGAAAACUGUGGCUGUAUGGAAUCCUAUCCUGUGAUUAGUUCCAGCUUCUCUACUACUUUGGAGCUGGUCAGCUGUCAGGGGCAGAAUGGUGAACUUAAGCCCCAGAUUCAAUUUUUUUGUUAACUGAAUAUUUUAAUCAUGGGAAACGCCUCUUUUUGUUGGUAAUUUGUAUUGAUCUACCCUGGAAUUAGUAAAAAGCCCACCCCCCCACCUUUAAAUUUCCUUAGUUUGGAUUGCUUAAGCGAUGGGAUCUGGAGCCCAGUGUGCAUGCUUAGGUGCUGUUUUAUCCUUUUCAUCUUGCAACCACAAUUCUCAGUACUGUUUGAUACCACAUAGGAUUCCCUAACAUCCAGUCAGUUGUUCAAGUGGGAUGGGAGCGCAUGUUGCAGGAAGAAGUGGGAGCCUCAAAUGCUCUCCUGCUUGCAUAAAGAGUUCCCAUACCACAUUUUGGAACCUAGCAAAGAGCUUCUGAGUGGAUUUAAAAUUAAUCCUAAAUUUAUUGAAAUAUCUGGUAAGAUAAAAUUGGCAUGUCAGCCAGCAGUCCUUUGGGGGCAAUCAUGAUCCUCAGAAAUGGUGUCCAGAUUAUCUAUAAUAACAUGUCAACAAAAUAUUUGAAUUAUCUACAUUCCUCUGGCUUGUUUUAACAGAUGCAGCUGCCUUAUAUACAGAUUUGAGCAAAUGGCUGCCCAGAAGUAGUGGAUUGUGGCUACAACUGGGAGUGGUUUUUUCACAAUUUAUGUUCUCUGCCUACAGCCUUAGUUCUGAAAGUACAAAAUUAAAACCACACCUUGAUACCUUAAUGCGAUAAUCAACGUAUUGUAUAAGUGUAAUAAUUUUAGGAUUACCUGUGGUAGUGUUCAGUAGGUAAUGAAAUUGUUAAGCAACAUGCAGCUGUCCUGGACUUCUCAAAUCCCAAUAUAUGUGUCCUAGCAGGACCCUGAAGUAAGUAAAGACUCUACUCCAGCUAGGCCACACUGCAUGUAUCAUCCACUCUACCCCAUACUAUGAAAAUAACUUUUUCUAAACUUCAGCAGUAUUCAUUGGUGAGCUACAUAGCAAAGUUUUCCUGAAUUUGAAUAACUUGCACACACACAAGCACAUGUUCCACUUGACCUAGUGAAGUAUAAUUACUAUGAGUAGUGGCUAGGAAAUUCCACAGACUUUAAUGAUUUCUCCAGGUAAUAAUACCUUUAACGUUUUUUAAAAAUUACAGGAAAGCAAGUCAGAACCAAACUCUCCCAAGCUUUUAAUCACUGGCUGAAUGUUCCUGAAGAUAAGCUACAAGUAAGUUGCAUUCUUAAAUUGAUUUACCUGUAAAUUUAUCCUUUCCAGACUGAAGCUACCAAGUAUUUAAAUGAUCACAAUACUGAAUUUUACAUGUACAUGGUUUUCACACUUGAUAGGAGGUUUGUGCUUUUUGUAUACCAAAUCUGGUUCGUUUCUAAGGCUAGGUACUGUAACUAUGCAGUGAUCCACAAUCAUGCAUGCUGUGAUCACCAUAGGCCCAUAUAUAUUAUGGGAUUGCAAACCUUUUUGGGAUGGUGAGUACAUCUGGAGUCUUGAGUGGAGGGAGACACAAAAUGACUGACACGGUGGGCGUAGACAAUCACAAAACACCCUUUUCACAGAAGGCAAACUGGUGAGGUUGAAAGACAUUCCCAAGAACAUGAGUAUGUCAAUGAUGGGGUCUUAGCCCCCCAAAAUCAAACCACUCCUUUAAACCAAGUUUCCUGCUCCAGUAGAAAACCCAUUUCAUGCAAACUAAUUUUCUUAAUGUACCUCUCGGUAAAUCUCGAUGUACUCCAAAUUAAUAGAAAGAUCACUUCAAAAUAAUUUACUGUAUUUUUCACUCCAUAAGAUGCACCUGACCAUAAGAUGCACCUAGGUUUUAGAGGGGGAAUGCAAGGAAAAAAAAUAUUCUUUAAAGGGAGCGCAGCGAUCCCUCUCGCUGUUCUGGCUUCUGGGAUAGCCGCUUGAAGCCUCUUCAGGGCAGCGGGAUCGGGAUGAAGGCUCCCCAUGCCCUGAACAGGCUUCGCACAGCGAAGCUAGAACAGCAAGAGGGAGCGGUGCGCAGUGGCCCCUCUUGCUGUUCUGGCUUAGCCGCGCAGCCUGCAUUCGCUCCAUAAGGCGCACGCACAUUUCCCCUUUUUAGGAGGGGGAAAGUACAUCUUAUAGAGCAAAAAAUACGGUACUCUGAGUUCAUUAGCCAAACCUAUUCCUGUUGACUCUUAAUUUCCUUAGUCAGACACAGGGCUGGGCGAUACCAGCUAUUCAACAUCGCGGUGUAUCGCCUGCCAAACAUCGCAGUUUGGCGAUAUACCGUGAUGUUGAAAAAACAAGAUGCAUUGGCCUCUGCCCACGAGACACCAGGUGAAACUGCCCAGCUCUCACCUUGAGAGCUGAGGCGGUUUCACCCAGGCUCGCAGGAUGGAACAAUGCAGCUUGUUUGCGCCACCCUGGUGCUCUCGCUGCUUGUGCACAAGUGGCAAGAGCAUCGUUCUCUGCCCGCCCCGCCCCGCUGGUGAAACUGCUACCGCUCCCAAAUCCCUCUGCUAGCAGUGCCCACUGGAUAAAGGAACUCUUGACUCCCUCCAGCAGAUGCUGGCACAGUGGCAGGUUUCACCAGCAUUAUAUCGCUGAGUGAAACCAGCAUCGCGGUCUGCUCUUCUUACUGGUCCUGGGCAAUAUAUCACCCAGGCCUGGUCAGCCAAUUAACUCUGCUCCCAAUGUCUUGUCUCUUCCUUCUUACACAUUUUUCCUCUUAAGCAGGUCCUAGUUGCUCUGCUUUUUCUUUCUUGCUCUGCCCCUGCUGUUUCAUUUUUCAUCCACUCACUCGCUAUUCCCUCAGAGUUGAGUUACUCACUUACUAGAACAAUCCAGUCAGAAUGGUUCAUUCUCUUCUUUUCUGUGUCUGGUUGGAGGGGAAGUAUGGGCAGCACAAGGGAGAGAGAAGAAUGUGAGAGUGAGCACCACCAUUAUAUUUAGUGAGCACACAAAGAAGUAGAGAGCCUGGUGUGCACUCUGCUUGCCCUUUGGGUACACUGGAACCCACAAGUACCAAAGCCAUAAAGCAAAGAGUUGAGAAUAAAAUUGAUACAUUGGGAUCAGAAGUUGAGAUCUGCAACCAGGCUAAGGGAAAGUCAAAAGCUAUUGAAUUGUUGUAGAAGAAACUAGUAGAAUGCAAGACUUGAUUACUGUUCUCUUUUUUUAUUAGGUUAUCAUUGAAGUGACAGAAAUGUUGCACAAUGCAAGUUUGCUUAUAGAUGACAUCGAAGACAAUUCAAAACUACGGCGAGGUUUUCCAGUGGCCCAUAGCAUCUAUGGGAUACCAUCUGUAAUAAAUUGUGCCAACUUUGUGUAUUUCCUUGGCUUAGAAAAAGUUUUAACACUUGAUCAUCCAGAUGCUGUAAAAGUGUUCACCCGCCAACUGCUAGAACUUCAUAAGGGCCAAGGCUUGGAUAUUUACUGGAGAGACACCUAUACCUGUCCUACAGAAGCAGAGUAUAAAACCAUGGUUCUGCAAAAAACAGGUGGCCUUUUUGGACUAGCUGUUGGCCUCAUGCAAUUGUUCUCUAGCUAUAAGAAAGAUUUAAAACCACUCCUUAACACCCUUGGGCUCUUCUUUCAAAUUAGAGAUGACUAUGCAAACUUGCACUCCAAAGAAUAUAGUGAGAACAAAAGUUUUUGUGAAGACCUAACUGAAGGGAAGUUCAGUUUCCCAACUAUCCAUGCCAUAUGGUCUAGGCCAGAAAGCACUCAGGUGCAGAAUAUUCUGCGACAAAGGACUGAAAAUGUGGACAUAAAAAAAUAUUGUGUACAUUACCUUGAGGAUGUGGGUUCUUUUGAAUAUACCCGGAAAACAUUAAAAGAACUCGAGGCUGAAGCUUACAAACAAAUUGAAUCUCUUGGGGACAACCCUGAGCUUACAGCACUACUUGAAUAUUUAAGCAAAAUGUUCAAGGACGACGAGAACUGA
Messenger RNA from Podarcis lilfordi (Lilford's wall lizard), 10781 nucleotides. NCBI's taxonomy places the organism in Eukaryota, Metazoa, Chordata, Lepidosauria, Squamata, Lacertidae. The record is from the annotation of a GenBank genome assembly.